Messenger RNA from Octopus sinensis (East Asian common octopus), 351 nucleotides. RefSeq names its product DNA-directed RNA polymerase II subunit RPB11-a-like. Gene Ontology annotation, biological process: transcription by RNA polymerase II. Gene Ontology annotation, molecular function: protein dimerization activity. NCBI's taxonomy places the organism in Eukaryota, Metazoa, Mollusca, Cephalopoda, Octopoda, Octopodidae. Gene Ontology annotation, cellular component: RNA polymerase II, core complex. The transcript has a single exon. Bases 1 to 351 code for a protein of 116 amino acids. The record is from RefSeq and is a predicted model, not a curated record.
AUGAAUGCUCCACCGACUUUUGAAAGUUUCUUGCUCUACGAUGGAGAAAAGAAAAUUAUCAUUGAGAAAGAUACGAAAGUGCCGAAUGCUGCUAUUUUCACAGUCAACAAAGAAGACCACACCCUCGGCAACUUAAUAACAACCCAACUAUUGAAAGAUCCACACAAUCUCUUUGCUGGCUACAAGAUCCCCCACCCGUUGGAACACAAGUUUGUUCUCCGCAUCCAAACCACCCCAGACUACACACCACAGGAGGCCUUCACCAACGCCAUCACCGAUCUGCUCAGCGAGUUCUCUUUGCUGCAAGAAAGAUUCAAGGAAGCUGUUCAAGAGAAACAGGAGGCAGAAUAG